GGGCACGCGGAGUCUCCGUCUCGAGACCCGGGGGCGGAAACGUUUCGAUCGUGACGCCGCUGACAUCGCUCGCAGGGUCUGCCGCUGCUGCUGCCGCUCUCAUUGUUUCAUCAACCCACAUUUAAUCGACGACGGUUGAAUUAAAGUCGCCGACAAACGCGUGGCAUCGACACCACCAAAUUUUGCCUCAGUCGUAGUACAACAACAGUAACGAUUGCUUGCAGCACUGUACACGGUACUGUACGCCACACCUAUACCGUACGAACGCCCGUUGUAAUUCGAGAUUUUUUUAAAUGAUGAUUAAAUGUGCUUUAUGCCUACGGGAUUGUAAUGUUUUGCAGUUCCGGUCGUGAUGGAGAACGCCACUGGACUUAAAGACGAAGGGAACAAAUGCUUCAACGCAGGCGACUACGCAAACGCUCUGGUCUACUACACGAGAGCCAUCGCAUGCACGGAGGACAAGCGAGACCUGGCAGUCCUGUACAAGAACAGGGCGGCUUGCUACCUGAAGCAGGAGGAUUACGCACGAGCGGUGGAAGAUGCUUCUAAAGCUGUUGAAGACAACGAGAGCGAUGUGAAAGCCCUGUACCGACGUUGUCAGGCAUACGAGAAGAUGGACAGGUUGGACCAGGCAUUCAGAGAUGCGCAGAGGUGUUCGUCCAUCGAACCGCAAAACAAAGUGUUUGUGGAAACCUUGAGAAAACUCAGCAUUCAGAUACAGGAAAAGCUGAAGGUAAACCUCUCCACGGACGCCAAAGUCGAACAGAUGUUCAAGAUAUUGUUCGACGAAAACACUCCGGACGGCGACAAGGAAAAGGCGGCUCAGAACAUGGUGAUCCUAGCUCGGGAUGCCGCUGGCGCCGAUAGCAUCUACCAGAGCGAUGGGGUGCGGCAACUGCAGCGUCUCAUCAGCGCCAACAACCCCAGUAUGGUCCUCGCGGUCAUGCGCACGCUGGUGGGGCUGUGCACUGCGCACGAAGCCAGGGCGACCGCCGUCCUGCGAGCGAUCGGCAUGGAGACCCUGUGCAGGGUGAUGGCCAGCGACGAUGAGGGCAUCUCCAUCGCCACCUGCAAGGUGGUGCAGGCUGUGUGGGAGUCCAUUGUGGAAAGCCUACCCAAGGACCACGACAAGCAGCAGUCGCUUCUGCUGGAUAGCAACAAAGACCUGAAGGGAAUGGUUGUGCGCUUGGUGGAGAUGUUGGUGGACCAAGGCGUGUCUGGAUAUGGGAGGGACAACGCUAUGAAUAUUCUCAUCAAGAUCAUUCCUCGAAAGUCACUGAAAAACCCGGACAAUUCGGUCGCACUCAAGUUCAUUGACUACGGGAUGAAGCACGUGCUCAAAGUGGCUGGGAUUGUGGCGGAGUCGCCGGGCGGUCUCGCCGCGACGGAGAACACGUGCAUGACGGCGGCGGUGCUUCUCAACAAGCUGUACGAGGACCUGAGGAGCGACGCGGAGAGGGAGAACUAUGAGAAGAUUUGCGCCGAGUAUGUCACGAAAUAUUUCGGUGUGAGCGACGCGGCCGGAAAUCUGCACGCCAUCCAGACCAUAUCGGGGCUUCUGCAGGGCCCCUUUGAUGUGGGCAACAAGAUCCUGGAACUCAAGGGCGUCUUGGAGACGAUGGUGGCUCUGGUGGCCUCGGAGCGCGAGCUCGAUCAGCUGGUGGCCACGGAGGCGCUGAUCUACGCCGCCGCCAAGUCCAACCGCGCCACCUUCAUCACCAGCAACGGCGUGUCGCUGCUCAAGGACAUUUACAAGAAAACGACCAACGACAAAAUCAAGAUCCGCGCGCUGGUGGGACUGUGUAAAGUGGGCUCCGCUGGAGGCACUGACUAUAGCCUGAGGCAGUUUGCAGAAGGCUCAAUGGAGAAACUGGCCAAGCAAUGCAGGAAGUGGCUAACCAAUGACACCAUCGACAUCCGAACGCGGAAGUGGGCCAUAGAAGGCAUGGCCUAUCUCACUCUCGAUGCUGACGUGAAGGAUGAAUUUGUUGAAGACGAAGAUGCUUUGCGAUGCAUGCUGGAAUUAGCCAAGUCCAGCGAUAAGACCAUCCUGUACGCGGUGGCCUCCACGCUGGUCAACUGCACCAACAGCUACGACAAGAAGGAGCCUCCCGUGGAGAUGGUGGAGCUGGCCAAGUACGCCAAGCAGCACGUGGCCGAGCUGCACCCAAAGGACAAGAAGAAGUUUGUUAAUAUUCGUGUAAAGAAGCUGCUCAAGGCUGGCCUGGUGUCUGCGCUGGUUUGCAUGGUGAAGUCGGACAGUGCCGUGCUCACUGACGCCAGUAAGGAGCUCAUGUCCAGGGUGUUUUUGGCAUUGGUGGAAGAAACUGAAAACAGGGGAACGAUCGUGGCAGAAGGCGGUGGGAAGGCUUUAAUUCCUCUCGCCCUGGAAGGAACGGAGGUGGGAAAGAGUAAAGCCGCUCAAGCCUUGGCCAAAAUCACCAUCACGGCCAACCCAGUGAUCGCCUUUCCUGGCGAGAGGAUCUAUGAGGUGGUGCGUCCCCUCGUGAGCCUCCUGAACGUGGAGAAUUCGGGGCUGCAGAAUUUCGAGUCGCUCAUGGCCCUGACUAAUCUGGCAGGAAUCAACGACAAGUUGAGGAAGCAGAUGCUCAAAGAGAAGGCUUUCCCAAUGAUCGAAAGCCACAUGUUCGAAGAUCACGAGCAAAUCCGCGCCGCCGCCACCGAGUGCAUGUGCAACAUGGUCCUCAACAAGGAGGUGCAAGAGAUGUUUGAGGCAGACGGUAACGAUCGCAUGAAGCUGUUGGUCCUGUACAGCGGCAUGGACGACGAGAAGGUGCAGAUGGCAGCCUCUGGGGCGCUGGCCAUGCUAACGACCGAAAACACUAAGCUGUGUGCUAAAGCGACCCAAGUGACGUCACAGUGGCUGGAGAUCCUGCAGCACCUGGUGAUGCACGAGAAGAAGGACCUGCAGGUGCGGGGGCUUGCCGUCACCCUCAACCUGAUGAGCGCCGAGAAGGGCAUCGCCGAGAAACUGAUGGAGAGCGAGAUGAUGGAGAUCCUGUCAUUGAUCGCAAAGCAGGAGGGCAGCGAUUCGGAGAGCCAGAACGUUAUAUUGGCUCGCGAGUGUCUGUCCAAGGCCCUCAACUACGGACUGAUUAAACCCUUCUCCGAUGCUGUGCAGCCUUAAACAGCAGUAAUUGGUGAUCGGACAGAGACCAUCGCUACACUUGACACGCUACUUUACUCCUGCGUGGAAUGAUUUUAACCCAGGAUCUUAGCAGUACCAGCUCAGCACUCUGACUCUCUGAGCCACCCAUUAGACCAUAUAUUAUAACAUCUACAAACAAAGUACAAAUAUCGUGUGUGCGUUUUGUUCUUAAAUUGCAAGCAGUCUGUGCUUGGAAGCAUCGUCACCUAUAAUGGAUAUUAAGAAUAUAUUCACAAGUUAAUCCGUUGAUUGCCUUAAUUAAAAUGUACACUGUUUUGUUGUACUUUUUCAAAGUUGGUUAGCAGCACGCAUUCUCAAACAAAUACGCGUUUAUUUCCGUCAAAGGUUGACCGGUAAAUGGCGUUGCCAUACAACGUUCAGUCAUUCUGGCUCCAGUCGGACCACGUCUGUGAAUAUACGCUCGUUUUAUUUGGGAGUCAAAGUUUGCACAUGGAUACUUUGCAAUUAAAAAAUGUAUAACUUAACCAUACACAAGCAUAUAUAGACAAUAGUUUUCAGGUUUGGGAGCCUCCGAAAACUUAAGAUUGUCUGAAUUAUUGAAAGCUCUCACUUUUUAAAGUAAUGCACCCAACAUUUAACCAACAUAAUCAGGAUUAAUAUUCAAUCUUGGUUUGAAGCUUUCGUGACUGCAGGAAUCCAUACUCUUCGGUUCUUUCGGUAAAGUCACGUA
Messenger RNA from Petromyzon marinus (sea lamprey), 3860 nucleotides. NCBI's taxonomy places the organism in Eukaryota, Metazoa, Chordata, Hyperoartia, Petromyzontiformes, Petromyzontidae. The record is from RefSeq and is a predicted model, not a curated record.